Molecule: messenger RNA, 1115 nt
Organism: Galeopterus variegatus (Sunda flying lemur)
Lineage: Eukaryota; Metazoa; Chordata; Mammalia; Dermoptera; Cynocephalidae
Product: leucine-rich repeat-containing protein 40
Exons: 9
Molecular function (GO): protein binding
Source: RefSeq, a predicted model, not a curated record
GACUAUGUCGCGCCUGAAGGGAGUAGCCGGGAGGGAUCCCCGGGCGGGUUUCAGAGCUGAGAGGAGAGACCAAGGUACCUCCGUACCCCAGGGGCUGAUAAAGGCGGCGAGAAAGAGCGGCCAGUUAAAUCUGUCGGGUAGGAACCUCACUGAAGUGCCUCAGUGUGUCUGGAGAAUAAAUGUGGAUAUCCCAGAAGAAGCUAAUCAGACUCUUUCAUUCAGUGCUGCUGAAAGAUGGUGGGAACAGACGGAUUUAACCAAACUAAUCAUAUCAAACAAUAAACUUCAGUCACUUACAGAGGACCUCCGACUCCUGCCUGCACUAACUGUUCUUGAUAUACAUGAUAAUCAGCUGACAUCUCUUCCUUCAGCUAUAAGAGAACUAGAAAAUCUUCAGAAACUUAAUGUCAGCCAUAACAAACUGAAAAUACUCCCUGAAGAAAUUACAAAUCUAAGAAACCUGAAGGGCCUUUAUCUCCAGCAUAAUGAACUAACUUGCAUACCAGAGGGAUUUGAACGACUUUCCAAUUUAGAAGAUUUAGAUCUUUCGAACAAUCGUCUUACAACUGUUCCUGCUAGUUUUUCUUCUCUAUCCAGUCUGGUGCGACUCAAUCUUUCCAGUAAUCAGCUGAAGAGUUUGCCAGGAGAAAUAAAUAGAAUGAAAAGAUUAAAACACUUGGAUUGUAAUUCAAAUCUCUUGGAAACUAUACCUCCUGAAUUGGCUGACAUGGAAUCACUAGAAUUGCUUUAUUUGCGGAGAAAUAAAUUACAUUUUCUACCAGAAUUUCCUUCCUGUAGACUAUUGAAGGAAUUGCACGUAAGUGAAAACCAGAUUGAAAUGUUAGGGGCAGAACAUCUUAAGCAUCUGAAUUCUAUCCUUGUGCUAGACCUGAGGGAUAACAAGUUAAAAUCUGUUCCAGAUGAGAUUACACUACUACAGUCUUUGGAAAGGCUUGACCUAAGAAACAAUGAUAUUAGUAGUCUACCCUAUUCAUUGGGAAACCUUCAUUUGAAAUUCCUGGCACUGGAAGGAAAUCCUUUGAGAACCAUUCGAAGAGAAGUUAUAAAUAAAGGAACCCAAGAAGUCCUAAAAUAUCUACGAAGCAAGAUCAAAG